Messenger RNA from Seriola aureovittata, 5482 nucleotides. It is a transcript of the gene fgf14, whose product is annotated as fibroblast growth factor 14. Gene Ontology annotation, molecular function: fibroblast growth factor receptor binding; growth factor activity. The coding region runs from base 1090 to 1839 and encodes 249 amino acids. Gene Ontology annotation, cellular component: cytoplasm. The transcript has 5 exons. Lineage: Eukaryota; Metazoa; Chordata; Actinopteri; Carangiformes; Carangidae. Gene Ontology annotation, biological process: animal organ morphogenesis; positive regulation of cell population proliferation; fibroblast growth factor receptor signaling pathway. The record is from RefSeq and is a predicted model, not a curated record.
CUGAUCGCCAUCCACCCAGUACAGGCUCUGGCUAUAAGAAAAUCCACAAGGGGGGUCGAACUGUGAGCUGAUCGCCGAGGGGGUUGAAGUUUAUAUAUUUGUAUGCAGCUUGUCACACAAUGCAGACGUCAUCUCCACAGGACUCAGAUCAGCUUUGGUUGUGUGUGUGUUUUUUUCCCCUCCCUGGCUCCUAUCGCGCCCACCCGCCUGUGUUGUGAUUGUGGAAUACAGGGAGGAAAAUAUGUUUUGAGAACAUUAUCCGGCAGAUCGGCAGGUAGUUUGAGUGCAACUUUGCAUCCAUCUCUCCAGCUGCAUCAAUUCCUAACUACACGGUUGCGUAUUUUUUUCUUUGCAUCUCCAACACUGUGGAUCAGUCAUCGCGGGGGCUCCUGUCGCGGAUUUGCUUCUUGCAAACUUGGGAGUUCGCUUCGCUUCGUCUGGGCUGCUCUGCCUUCGGUCGGGUGGUGGUGAUCUUCGCAUAGGAGGCGCCCGCGUUUGCUUGAUUGCUGGCGGCGCACAUGCACAGGCGUCCCCACAACAGCGACUCCACUGAUAGAGCACCCCUCGUCUGGCCGGAGGAGGAGAAAGCGAAGGGUGAAAAGGAGGAAAGAGUGGGUGAAUGUGCUGUGAGGACGCUGCAGCCGGUAUUGGACAUUUAAGGAGGCGAUGCUACUGAACAUGUCACAGACAAUGAACAAAAACAUCACUUUGCAGGUAUGAAUAAUCCUCUGAAUUCUCGGUCCGCGUGAGUUUGGCUUAGCUCUCUCCCAUCAGGACUAUGGUUAUUGAUGCAUGUGUGGAAUUACGCAUGAACUGAUCUCAUUUUUUUUUCUCCAUCAUGUCCAAGAAUUUUUCGAGUGAUGGUGACAGCUCUUUUCAUAUCAAAAUUAUCAUGUAGUGUUUGGACAGAAAAGAAAACCACCUCCUAAAAAAUAUAUAUAAAUAUAUUUGACAUUUGACAUCACGGAACGGAUCACUUAGCCGCCAACAUGGGACUGUGACCCGGGCUGCGAGCUCCGACAGGCGGCUGUUUGUGUAGUCUGUGCUCCGUGUGCAGACUGGACCUGAGCAGUUGUGACAUUUUGAGCCAUGGCUGCUGCUAUCGCAAGUGGGCUGAUCAGACAGAAGAGACAGGCACGGGAGCAGCAUUUAGACCGGCCCUCGACCAACCGACGGAGAAAGAGCCCCAACAAGAACAAGGGGCUCUGCAAUGGGAACCUGGUCGACAUCUUCUCUAAAGUGCGCAUCUUCGGCCUCAGGAAGCGGAGACUACGGAGACAAGAUCCCCAGCUCAAGGGUAUAGUGACCAGGUUAUAUUGCAGGCAGGGAUACUACUUGCAAAUGAAUCCCGAUGGCUCUCUUGAUGGGACCAAGGAUGACAGCAGUAAUUCCUCUUUGUUCAACCUUAUUCCUGUGGGCCUCAGAGUUGUCGCCAUUCAGUCCGUGAAGACAGGGUUAUACAUCGCCAUGAACGGGGAGGGCCACCUGUACACAUCAGAACUCUUUACAGCGGAGUGCAAGUUCAAAGAGUCGGUGUUUGAGAACUACUAUGUGAUCUACUCGUCCAUGUUGUACAGACAACAGGAGUCGGGGAGAGCUUGGUUCCUAGGGCUCAAUAAAGAGGGUCAAGCCAUGAAGGGGAACCGAGUGAAAAAAACAAAACCAGCUGCUCACUUCCUGCCCAAGCCAUUAGAAGUUGCCAUGUACAGAGAGCCAUCGUUGCAUGAUGUGGGAGAGACAUUGCCCAAGGCGGCGGUACCUCCCAGUAAAAGCACAAGUGAGCCGGCGGUGAUGAAUGGAGGUAAACCUGUCAACAAGCCCGACAAGCCCACCACAUAGCCACACCUGACCAGUGCCCAGUGUGUGUGUGUGCGUGUGGAGGUGGGGGGGGUUGGGGGAGCGGGGAGCGUGACGGAGGCAGGGCUUUUCCCGACUAGACUCCAGACCCUCUUUUCUUCUGUGGAUCAGAUCCAGGCAAACCUUCCUUCCCUUCUUCUCUUGCUCCUCCUCCUCUUUCACCCGCCCCGUCCUCCUUUUCUCCAGCUGUCUCAGCGUGGGGCGGAUGGAUUCUGAGGCGGCUGAGUUUCUCCAGCACGGGAUGGAAGAGGACCUCUGAUCAUGGAAUGCCUUUAGACUCCUCUGGAACUGUGAGAAUUCAUGUGAAUAACGCGUGUUUCACAACCACGCUCGUGGUACUUUGCUUGCUGACGGUUCAUCCAAGAAAACCCUCCCCCUCUCUAUAAUGCCCUGUUGGAGCAGAGUGUGUGAACCUUCAGAUCUAUUUUCUAUACCACAGUUCACCAGCUAUGUUCUGGGAUAGAGACUGUAUAGAUAGAGUAAAUAUUUGGACUGUCGUCCUCUAUUUUUUACGAGUACGUUCCCCUCCCUCUCUUUCUAUCUCUAGUCACACACUUUUCUCUUUGUCAAGUAACCUAGAAAAGAUAAAAACAUUUUGCAAGGGAGUUGUGUGAUUUUCUAAGAAACACAUUCACACAGAUAUGACAUAAAAACAAACACAUAUACAAAAUCAAAAAAACUAUCCAAAUUUUCUUCUUGCCUACAACAUGCGCACACACACACAUUUACAGACACACAAAAGUUUGUGGGGAAAAUCAGAGAUGUUGCUUUUUUACAGCUGAUAAAAACACACUGGAGGCUGGCAGAUAGCUCCUGCAAUCAUAGUUGAUGAAGUGCUAAUUACCGCCACUGCAAUCAAUGCGAGGAGCUCCCUACACACACACAAACACACACACACACACACACACACACACACACACACAUUUAUAAACAGAUGUGCGUGUGGGUGGGAGAGCGCUGGAAGGAAUGGUGUAUACAUAUCACUAUCUAAGUCCCACCAGCGGUUCAGUCCGCCUUCUCUGGUAAAUAGAAAACCUGAAGUCUAUUUUUCUUUAAUCUUAUUUCAGAGCGUGGGCUCUAGGAAUAUCUCUAGGCCUUGUAGGCCUCUGUCCCUCACUCGCUGACUUCUUUGGACUAUAAGGCAAGGCUUGUGGCUUUGACCCAGAUGGUCUAUAACUGCAGCACUGGCAGCCAUCUUACGGCAGCGUCUACUUAAAGCCAGAAAACAACAUGGCUGAAAACCAGUAGGCGACAUUUAUAUUGGCUGCAUCCCUAUUUGGUUCAGCAAACUAAAGCAUGGGCAAGGUUAAUAUUGUGUUCUCUCUUCUUGCAGCAGUUAUACAAGAGAUGGCUUAUAUUGUAACAUUUUCACUGUAUAAAACUUAGGGAAAAUGACUAUUAAAAAUCAUAACUUUUUAAAUGACUAGAUAUUAUUAUAAUUAUUAUUAUGAGAGGAAUUGUCUCCUAGCUCAGCAUGCAGAGUCCAGUACUGAUCAUCUUGGCCUGUCACGUGCCUGUUUGGACCUUGAUUCCCGGCAUGCAAAAACAGGUUCCCAGUCCCCACUGGGCCAAAGGUGCCUCACCCACCCGAUACAUCCACGUAGAGGACACGUAGCAUUAUCCAUCGAGAAAAACCACACUCAGAUGUAUUCAUUCUGAAAUGACCAAAGUCUUUUUUUCAUCCCAAGAAGAACUGAACUCUUUAACUCUUAAAAAAAAAAGGAAAAAAAAGAAAGAAAACAAAUCUGAUUCUCUCUCUGAUUCAAUUCAUUCAAGCUUUCACUGUGAUAGCAUUUGUUCUGUCCGACAGAAUCAACUCUGCUCAGACCUGCAAAGGUCUCGACUGAUGUCAUUUUGGAGAAGUACGUAUACCUUGAAUUAAUCACAUGCAUGUAUUUUCUAUGAGGAACCAAGGUAUGGGUAUCGUUCUUCACUCUGUCUAAGCUGAAGAGCACUGAAGCUCGGUGUGGGACGUUGAAUGGGCAUGUUGUAGGCUACGGCACACUCACACCUAACCUGAAGGAAACCCACUGCACUUUCCGUUUUGCAUCUUCAUUACGACUGUUAGCGGUUUAUCAAAGCUCUAUCUGAUCAAUCAAUUUAUAACGUUUUAACGUCUUGCUUUAAUGAUUUUUUCCUAAUAGUUUUGUUAGAUAAGGUUUAGACUAUUAAGUAGAUUGUUGCUGCUGUAUGCUGCUAAAACUGCAACUAUAUUAAGAAGUUGAUUUGGUAAAUAUAAUUUUCUGAGUUUAUUGGGAUUACACAUGACCAUUUCUUCUUACAGCACAUCAAAGCACAUUAGUUAGACUUCAAUAUUUGUCUGUACAAAGCUGUUAAUGUUAUAACAACAAUGGCGUACCAUAGACGCGUGCGCACGCACGCGCACACACACACACACACACACACACACACACACACAGGAGCUGGAAACCAUUGUAGCUGUAUUUGAGGAUGGUGUUGUGUCCUCGUUACAGCCAAUCAUCCUCCACUCUUUACAAACUCUACAUGCUGGGCUGGCUUCUGCUCCAGCCCUGCAGUCCAGUUAACUGGCUCCUCCAAGGCUGACUUUAUUUUUGUAAAUGACCAGUGUGUAAAUGUACAUCUCUGUUUGGAUCUCUGUAGCCACUUUUUUUUCUUUCUUUCUUUCUUUCUUUCUUGUCCUCAUUUUCUCUCGUAUACGGGUCGUGUGUGAUGUCGUUCUCCUGAUCACUUUUGCUUUGUCCCCCCUCCCUCCCUCCCUCCCUCUCUUCAGAUGUGUUCCAAGAAUAUUCUAGCAAACUUAGUUUCUUUAUUGCUUCAGUUUUCAACCUCUUCUUUUGUACGUUGUCCCAUCUGUUGCAUGGGGAGAGGAUGGCAUCGAUGAACUGCAUGUAGUAGGCUAUGUCUAUCAAGAACUGUUGGUAUGUACCGCUAAUUUUACAUACAUAUAUGCAACGAGUUUGUCUACACUAUACAGUUUGUGUUUGUUGUAUACACAUAUACAACAUAUUGAAUAAAAUAUUUAUAUAAAGGUGUACUGUAAUGUCAGUAACAUACUUAAUGCAAUAUAGUGUGCAGUAUAUUAUUGCACCUGUCAUUUUUUUUUGAUGGGACGAGGAAAACAGAGGGGUUGGCUAGUUUAAGCAUGAAAAAGGCCAAAGUAGAAUUUACAUUAAAUUUUCUUUGUGACUUCUUAUCGGUCCUCUUUUCAAGUGGUGACUGAGCUCUCGUGUCAAUGCAGCUCUCAUCCCCUGAUGCCACCUUUUGAAGUGACAUGGACAUCCAGCAUGCCACAACUAAACUAUGUAUGCCCUUCUCUUUGUUUCCUCCACUUAGAAUUUAACCUUAUCACUAGUAUUAGUUGAGUGAGAAAUGUCCAUUACGUACCUUCAGUACAGCGUGGGCUUUCAUGGCAGAUUGUUUGGUUUGGUUUCCCGGUGGAGAAGAAUAGGCACUAUUAAAAUGAUUUAUUUUCAAAAAUAUAUAUAUACCAUUGCAAGUAUGCCCAUUGGAGUUAUGUCAUGUUAUAACAAAUUUGUAACCAUGUAUGAUUAAGGUCUUCGCAUUGUUUUCCAUGCAAAAUGUUGUGUCAUGCGGCACAUUUAAUGUUUUAUUAUUAAAAAGAAAUAAAAACCUCAAACAGUAA